UGUCCCGACUCUUACUACGAUAUGAUGCUUAAGUGCUGGGAUGAAGUGCCCGAAAAUAGGCCAACCUUUGAGUACUUAUACCACUUCUUCGAGGACUACUUCGUGGCCACUGAGAGACAGUACCACAAAGCAGAUGAAAACGAAGAGGACAUCGAUGACCAAUAA
Messenger RNA from Oppiella nova, 165 nucleotides. The record is from the annotation of a GenBank genome assembly. NCBI's taxonomy places the organism in Eukaryota, Metazoa, Arthropoda, Arachnida, Sarcoptiformes, Oppiidae.